Camarhynchus parvulus is the source of this 876-nucleotide messenger RNA. RefSeq names its product iodotyrosine deiodinase (gene IYD). The record is from RefSeq and is a predicted model, not a curated record. Lineage: Eukaryota; Metazoa; Chordata; Aves; Passeriformes; Thraupidae. The transcript is spliced from 5 exons. Bases 1 to 876 code for a protein of 291 amino acids. Gene Ontology annotation, molecular function: oxidoreductase activity.
AUGGCUCUCUUUUCUUCCCUCACACCAGUAUUUAUAGCCAUUAUAUGUGUUUUGAUUGGGGUGAUAAUGAAGAAGACGAACGGAGAGAAGGAAAAACGUGACACUAAAAGCAAGCAUCCAUCUCGCCCAUGGGUGGAUGAAGAUUUAAAAGAUGGCACUGACCAUCCCUUAGAAGAAGAAGAGGGUGAGGAAGAGUGGCAAGGACUUGAAGAAAAUGUUGCCCAUGUCCCCUUCACUGGCGAGCGCUACUCUGAGGCUGAAAUGAUUAAGAGGUCACAGGCAUUCUAUGAGCUUCUAAAUAAGAGACGAUCUGUCAGGUUUCUCAGUGAUGAGCCAGUCCCCAGGGAGGUCAUUGAUAAUGUCAUCAGAACAGCAGGUACUUCACCUAGUGGAGCACACACUGAGCCCUGGACCUUUGUGGUCGUGCAAGAUCCAUAUUUAAAACGUAAGAUUCGUGAAAUUGUAGAAGAAGAAGAGGAAAUCAACUACAAAAAAAGGAUGGGAGACAGAUGGGUUAAUGACCUGAAAAGAUUGAGAACAAAUUGGAUCAAAGAGUACUUGGACACUGCUCCAUAUCUGAUCCUCAUUUUCAAGCAGGUAUAUGGGCGGCUUCCAAAUGGCAAAAAGAAGACCCACUACUACAAUGAAAUCAGCGUUUCCAUUGCCUGUGGUAUCCUGCUUGCUGCACUGCAGAACGCAGGUCUGUACACCGUGACCUCCACGCCGCUGAACUGCGGCCCGCAGCUGCGGGUGCUGCUCCAGCGGCCAGCGAACGAGAAGCUCCUGUUGCUGCUCCCUGUUGGCUAUCCCAAGAAGGACGCCACUGUGCCUGCGCUGACACGGAAGCCGCUGGAAGACAUCAUGGUGGUGAUGUGA